UUUUUUUUUGUCUUCAUAUAGCAGUGUAAGACUGGAAACAUCUGGGCUGGAUGGACUUUAGCAUCAAAAGAAGUUCUCAACUUUUAACUCGAAAAAUUAACUACUUAAAAAUGAAGCAAGUACCAGAGAUCCUUGGAAAUACCAAUGGGAAAACUCAGAAUUGUGAAGUGAAUCGUGAGUGUUCUGUCUACCUGGGCAAAGCACAACUUUCUGCCACUCUGCAGGAAGGUGUCAUGCAAAAAUAUAAUGGCCACGAUGCUCUUCCAUUCAUCCCAGCUGAUAAGUUGAAAGAUCUGACUUCUCGUGUGUUCAAUGGUGAAUCCGGGGCCCAGGAUGCCAAGCUACGCUUUGAACCCCAGGAAAUAAAAGGAGUUGGAACACCACCAAACACUACUCCUAUCAAGAAUGGUUCUCCAGAAAUCAAGCUGAAAAUCACUAAAACCUACAUGAAUGGAAAACCUCUGUUUGAAUCUUCCAUUUGUGGAGACAAUGGUGCAGAUGUGUCACAGUCAGAGGAAAAUGAACAAAAACCAACAAACAAGGAGAGGAGAAACAGAAAAAGAAGCAUAAAAUAUGACUCCUUACUUGAGCAGGGUCUUGUUGAAGCAGCGUUGGUGUCAAAGACUUCAAGCUCCCCUGAAAAUAAGGCUCCUGCUAAGAGAGAUUCAACACAAAGUACCAUCAAAGAUGACAAAGUCCAUUUGUUGAAGUAUAAUAUAGGAGAUCUAGUGUGGUCAAAAGUAUCGGGUUUUCCUUGGUGGCCAUGUAUGGUUUCUGCUGAUCCUAUUCUUCAUUCCUACACUAAACUAAAAGGACAGAAAAAGAGUUUUCGUCAGUAUCAUGUUCAGUUUUUUGGAGAUGCUCCAGAACGAGCCUGGAUAUUUGAGAAGAGCCUUGUGCCUUUCAAAGGAAAAGAUCAGUUUGAACAAUUAUGCCAGGAAAGUGCAAAACAAGCCCUCACUAAAGCAGAGAAAAUAAAGAUGUUAAAGCCUGUUCCAGGGAAGCUGCGACCGCAGUGGGAGAUGGGUGUUAAGCAAGCAAGUGAAGCAGUAGGCAUGACAGUGGAAGAACGGAAGGCCAAAUACACCUUCAUCUACAUUAGGGACAGACCUCAUCUUAAUCCUCAAGUGGCAAAGGAAGUUGGCAUUGCUGUGGAGCUUCUAGAGGAGGAAGUAGAUGAGUCAUCUUACUCAAAUGAAGAAACCACUGAAAAUCUGAAAUCAAUGAAGGAGUCUGGCAUUCCUAACAAGAGGAGGAGAAGGACAUCAAAAUUGUCUGCCACUGAUGAUGCACAAGAAGGCAGUCAGUUGGAGACUAAGAAUACUACUCCUCAAAAGUCAUCUGAACAGGCUGAAUCCAAAAGAGGGAUAGGCUCCCCUCUCAAUAGAAAGAAAACUCCAGCAUCUACUCCACGAAGCAGAAAGGGCGAUGCAGUAUCUCAGUUUUUGGUCUUUUGUCAGAAGCACAGAGAUGAGGUGGUUGCUGAACAUCCCGAUGCAUCAAGUGAGGAGAUUGAAGAGUUGCUUGAAUCGCAGUGGAACAUGCUUAGUGAAAAACAGAAAGCUCGCUAUAACACAAAGUUUGCCAUAGUGACCUCUCCCAAAUCUGAAGAAGACUCUGGUUCAUCAUUGAAGAAUAUUGGAGAGGCCAAACGUAAAGUGUUUCAAGACUCACCUAAAAGGAGAUCAAGAUCCAGAAGUAACUUACAUGGAAAUAAAAGAAACCAAAAAAGAGGACAAAGGAACCUACAGAAGAUUUUGAAGUUCAGGAGGCACCUAGGAAAAGACUCAGGAUGGAUAAACAGAAUAAUCGGAAGGUAAUUAUGCUGUUGGUUUGUUUGGGUGGAUUUAUAGCAGCACCAAUCACAUUGCUGUAGUUAAGUUUGUCAGCAUUUCCAUUUCCAGGACUAA
Molecule: messenger RNA, 1910 nt
Organism: Meleagris gallopavo (turkey)
Lineage: Eukaryota; Metazoa; Chordata; Aves; Galliformes; Phasianidae
Source: RefSeq, a predicted model, not a curated record